UAUUUUUCAAUUUGAGGUCUGACAUGAGCACUUGGGAGUUUCACAAAAUAUUUUAAAGAAAUAGUACUUCUUUUGUACCACCAACUCCAAAAAUAAGAACUCAGUUCACUUUAAAUUUUUACAAAUGAGAAAUUAGGUCGAAGGUGUAGUCGUGCGCUUCAACUAUUUUUUUUCAACGCGGAAAAGGAACUAGCCAUGACCGUUUCCGCACGGACCAUAUAGCAAGUCGUACCGUUGUUACACGUGCAGUAAAUGGUGCAACGUUCUUGUUUAUGUAGUCUACGCCGUAAAACUUAUGGCGUCCCCUGCUCUACAAAACGACAGCGAUGACGACGACGUUUUCGCAGAAGCCUUUACGCGUUACAAAUAUAAAAAUGCAUUCAAUGAAGACACAUGGGAAGAGGAGUUUGAUAAAAUACCCAUGUUCAUGAAAACAGUACCUGAGGAGAUUGACCCCAAAGAAUAUCCAGAGCUGGCUCAUAUCCAGGCUAUUAUACACGAUGAAGAUAGGACACCAGAAGAAAAAGCACAAAGUUUGAAGAAUGAGGGCAAUGAAUUUUUCAAAGAGAAGAACUACCAAAAGGCUGUAGUGGCGUACACGGCCGCUUUACAGAAUAAAUGCGGUGACCAAGACCUGGAUACUGUUCUUCUCACCAACAGAGCGGCGGCACACUUUCAUCUUGGCAACAUGCGAUCUGCACUGAAUGACGCCAAAGCCGCAAAGAAGAUCAAUCCAGAGCAUCUUAAAGCCUUAAUUAGAGGUGCUCAGUGUUGCAUUGAGUUGCGCAACUUUGCGACAGCCAUUCAGUGGUGUGAAGAGGGUCUUAAAGUUCAUCCUACAGACAAGAAGUUGCAAGAACUGAGAGCAGCAGCAGACAAACACAAGAGGGCAGCAGAGAGAGAUGCCAGGAAGGCCAAGGUCAAAGAAAAGAAGUUAAAUAAUGAGAAAGAGGCUCUUGUGGCUGCUAUCAAGGAGCGAGGCAUCAAGCUCCUCCAGUCUUUGAAGCCUCGUCAGCCGGAUUCAAGCGGCGAGGAUGACGACGAACGGUCUUCGACUGCAAUAGCCGAGCUGAGCCUGGACGGUCUGAGCUCACACGAGGCCACGGGGGCUCAGGUCUUCCUGGAUGAGCAGAACUUGCUGCACUGGCCUGUGCUGUUCCUUUAUCCGGAACAUCAGCAGAGUGACUUUAUCUCUGCUUUCUGUGAGAACAACGGUUUUUUGGAUCACUUUGCUGUCAUGUUUGGGGAAGAGCUCCCACCUUGGGAUGUGGACCGAAAAUAUCACCUUCAAAAUUUGCAGCUGUUCUUUGAGGAUGAGGAGAGGGAGACGCUCUACAAAAUUGACCCUGAAACAACACUUUUAAAAGUGAUGCAACACAAAAGGUUUUUUGUCAAGAUGGGUACGCCCAGCUUCAUCAUUUUGGUGAAUGGUUCGUCAUUCUGGAAGCAGUAUUUAACAGGAAAGAAAAUCAGAGGAUUGUACACAAUACUUUAAAAUACAUAUAUACAGUAUCUGAGAAUUCUCUCAUAAAGACUUUGUUUGCUCUAACAAAGUUGGCCCUGUGGGAACAGGAGCAGAAGUCAGCAAAUAGUCCUGUAUAGUCACAAUCGGGGUCACAACUUUGUUGAAACUGAGGGCUACUUUUUCAGUACUGAUUAAUACAAAGGGAAACCAGUUUGAUACACACUUCUGAAAUGUGCUCAAAUGAUUUUCAUUCUUCGCAAUUAUAUUCGUUGAUGUGAAGACACUGAUCUUGUUAAUAAAUGAUCACUAUCAACAGUGAUUUUAAAGGGUAGGAAACAGAUAAAUAUCAAUCUUUCACAACUUAUUUCACUACCUUUGUUUGUUUUCAUUUUUUAAAAUGAUCAUGUGUACAACAUUCCUUGGUAAUUACAAUGGCCCACCUCUGGUGAGUGAAGAACAGGCCCGUAGGCUACUCAUGUGUUCGUUGGGGGUCUACUUGUUGCCCAUGGGCUCCGUGUUGGUGACCCUGAGGUACAUUAUUAUGGGAAGAAGUAGAAAAGUUGUUGUAGCUUGAGCAAAGCAUUCACAGUGAAGAAAAAAGGAAUUUGAACACCCAGCUAUAUUGCAAGUUCUCCAACAUUAAAAUCAUGGAGGGGUCUGACAUUUUCAUCGUAGGUGCAUGUCCAUUGUGAGGGAGAGAAUAAAAAAAGAAAAAUCCAGACAUCACAAUGUGUGAUGUUUUUUUUAACGAUUUAUUUUUGUGAUAAGGCUGCAAAUAAGUAUUUGAACACCUGUCUAUCGGCUAGAAUUCUGACCCUCAAAGACCUGUUAGUCCACCUUUAAUAGUCCACCUCCUCUCCAUGUAUUAUCCUGAAUCAGAUGGACCUGUGUGAGGUCGUUAGCUGCAUAAAGACACCUUUCAACCUCAUACAAUCAAUAAGACUCAAACUUGUAACAUGGCCAAGAACAAAGAGCUGUCCAAAGACACCAGAGACAAAAUUGUUUAACUCCACACGGCUGGAAAGGGCUACGGAGAGAUUGCCAAGCGGCUUAGUGAAAAAAAGGUCCACUGUUGGAGCAAUCAUUAGAAAAUGGAAGAAGCUAAACAUGACGGUCAAUCUCAAUCGGAGUGGAGUGGAGGAAGAUAUCACCUCGUGGGGUUUCAAUGAUCCUUAGAAAGGUGAGGAAUCAGCCCGGGGCUACAUGACAGGACUUGGUCAAUGACCUGAAAAGAGCUGGGACCACCGUUUCCAAGGUGACCGUUGGUAAUACACUAAGAUGUCAUGGUUUGCAAUCAUGCAUGGCACGGAAGGUUCCCCUGCUUAAACCAGCACAUGUCAUGGCCCGUCUUAAGUUUGCCAGUGACCAUUUGGAUGAUACAGAGGGGUCAUGGGAGAAGGUUUUGUGGUCAGAUGAGACCAAAAUGGAAUUUUUUGGUCAUAAUUCCACUAACCGUGUUUGGAGGAAGACGAAUGAUGAGUUCCAUCCCAAGAACACCAUCCCUACUGUGAAGCAUGGGGGUGGUAGCAUCAUGCUUUGGGGGUGUUUUUCUGCACAUGGGACAGGACGACUGCACUAUAUAAAGGAGAGAAUGACCGCGUCCAUGUAUUGUGAGAUUUUGGCGAGCAACCUCUUUCCCUCAGUCAGAGCAUUGAAGAUGGGUCGUGGCUGCGUCUUUCAACAUGGCAAUGACCCGAAGCACACAGGCAGGAAAACCAAGGAGUGGCUUCGUAAGAAGCAUAUCAAGGUUCUGGCGUGGCCUAGCCAGUCUCCAGACCUAAACCUAAUAUAAAGUCUUUGGAGGGAGCUGAAACUCCGUGUUUCUCAGCGAGAGCCCAGAAACCUGUCUUAUCUCGAGAAGAUCUGUGUGGGGAAGUGGGCCAAAAUCCCUCCUGCAGUGUGUGCAAACGUGGUGAACAACUACAGGAAACAUUUGACCUCUGUAAUUGCAAAUAAAGGCUAUUUUACCAAAUAUUAACAUUGAUUUUCUCAGGUGUUCACAUACUUUUUUGCAGCUAUAUCACACAAAUAAAUCCUGAAAAAAAGCAUACAUUGUGAUUUCUGGAUUUUUCUUUUUAGAUUGUCUCUCUCACAGUGGACAUGGGACAUCAAAAUUUCAGAUCCCUCCAUGAUUUCUAAGUGGGAGAACUUGCAAUAUAGCAGGGUGUUCAAAUACUUAUUUUCUUCACUGUAGAAUGAAAACCAAACUCAGUACAACAGAGCUUGGCCAAAGUCAAACAGUUGUGUACCGCCAUAAAAGUGAGUUCUGGAGUACUGUAUUUUUUGCCAUUGCAGCUUUUAAGAUGUCACUAAAUGAAUCUGAAACAAGAUAAACAAGGUAUGCUUGGA
Messenger RNA from Syngnathoides biaculeatus (alligator pipefish), 3814 nucleotides. RefSeq names its product tetratricopeptide repeat domain 4 (gene ttc4). NCBI's taxonomy places the organism in Eukaryota, Metazoa, Chordata, Actinopteri, Syngnathiformes, Syngnathidae. Bases 296 to 1495 code for a protein of 399 amino acids. Gene Ontology annotation, molecular function: Hsp90 protein binding. The record is from RefSeq and is a predicted model, not a curated record. The transcript is spliced from 10 exons.